AUGACUGGCCCCAAACCCCCAAUUGAGAUCAAGGGCGAUUGCUCUACGAUCUACAGCGACACACUCUACGUCUACUCACCUGACGGUUCACCCAGUGGCUUCGCCUCAAUACCACUCCGUGAAAACGGCACUUGGACCACAUUGCCGAAACCAGAAUAUGCAGUCUCGGGCGCUGCUUGCAUCAAAGGCAAGACCUCUGGCAGCAAAGACGAAGUAUUCUAUCUGGUCGGCGGGACCGGCCCUUCUGGGAACAGCGGCCUCCAACGGUUCUCCUUCAGCAGCAAGAAGUGGGAGACCUUGCCCAUGACUUCAGCGGAAAUGAAGAAUCGCGUUGGACAUGGCGCUGGAUUCUUAUCUUCGACCUCGGACAUCGUGGUUUACGCAGGAAACACAGAUGGCAGCAAAGUCGCUUCCCAAUCCUCAUACGUUGUCUCGACUUCCACAUACGAUGUUUCAUCCGGUGCUGCCAUGGGCACACCUCCCCUCUAUAAUCCUAUCAUCUUGCCUUGGAGUGAUUCCCAAGUCGCUAUGAUCGGAGGCUCUACAACUAACACUGCCAUCUACCUCUACAACACCACGGGUUGGACUCUCUCAGAGGCAACUCUUCCAUCUGCACUCGACGACUCAUCUCGAUGUGCGCUUGUCUCGGAGGAUGAUGAUACGGUACUUGAAGUCUUCAAGAUGGAUUCUUCGCCAAACAGCGUGACCAGCUACCUCCUCAAAUCAAAGGGAAAGCUGCAAACCCCGGCCACCACCAUUGGCUCCGCGGACAAGAGAAGUAUCACCGACUCUUACAACAGCACCUUUGCACCCAAGACCUCUUGGUCAGAUUAUGCCCUUGCGCAAGGUAAUGGCAUGGUUGUUCUCUCGAGUGGCCAUAACAACGACUCCUUGGCGGUUUACAACUCGACCUCCAAUGGCUGGGCCAACUCCACGGCGCUGUUCUAUGGAAGUGGUGACCAGACCUCACUAAAGCCAUCCACCACUUCUUCCUUCACCACAUCAUCUACCCCGACAUCCACUUCAUCAACCUCGACCUCCGCCUCAACCACACCAACUUCUACAUCCACGUCCGCACCUGGGGCCGGUGGUCUCAGCAGCCAUGGCAAGACCAUUCUCGGCGCGACCCUUGGAAGUGUUCUUGGAUUUGGUGUCAUUCUACUUCUUAUCCUCCUUCUACUCCGCGGCAAGAAGGAUAAGAAGGCUGCGGCUGCGCAUGCCGGCUCUGGCGGCGACAGCAAGAGUCGCCUCAGCUUCCAAGAUCAGGGCAUAGAACCCCUGACCGAGGGGGCCUACCCAAUGGCCAGGUCCCCCGUCCCUCUCGCCGCCGCUGCAGCCUCGAACGACUCCCUCGCCAUCGUGACCGGCCAAUACAACGGAGAGAAAUCUCUCAAGCCACCCGGUGCAACAGGAUACGGCUUGGCUGGAGGCAAGAGUAGUCCAUUGUCCACCAUUCCUUCAAGCGGUGCCAUGGGCGCAUCAAGUGUCUACACUGAUGACACCGAUCGCGCCGGCGAUUCUACCGGACACGUCAACCAGCCGGGAGACCGAACAACCGACGAAGGAUGGGGCAAGUACUUUGAAGAGGGCGGCAACAUGCCAUCGGAUCGCUCAACCAUGAGCUCCAUCUACACCAAGUCCGACUACCGUGGCAGCGGAUGGCCAAUGGCCAACAUGGCCCCACUGAACUUCGGAUUCCUCGACCAACCCAAGCCCCUGGGCCAAGUGACGACCGGCAGUCCCACGACCGAAGUCAGCUCAUCCGAGAUGGGUAGCCGAAGCCUAGUCAUUCCCGAAGGUCAAUCCGCACGCAUCUCCAGCGCCGACUCUAUCAGCGUCGUAUCCGAAGACGACCGCGAUGACCCGCACUGGCAAAACGCCGCCCACAGCAGCUGGCUGGGUCGUCCCUCAAGCAGCAACUACAGCGCCAGCUUCUACAACCCCAGCUCUCGUGACCUUGCAGGCAUGUCGUCCAACACGCUCGAUGACAAAGCACGACAAUCGCGUCGGAGAUCCAGUGUUCUCAUCCCUGAAAACAUCGACGAACACCCACAAGGACAGAGCAAUCUCAACUCAGAUAUGAGCUGGCUCAAUCUCAAAGCUGAACGAUGA
Molecule: messenger RNA, 2112 nt
Organism: Penicillium salamii
Lineage: Eukaryota; Fungi; Ascomycota; Eurotiomycetes; Eurotiales; Aspergillaceae
Source: the annotation of a GenBank genome assembly